AUGCCGCUCGCGGUUCUCCCCGACGUGUCCGCACUUCCAGACGCGUCGGACUUCAAGCCCUCGCUCUACACGUUCGACGCUGAGCUGCUCCUCGAGUCGCUCGCCACUCUGGCAGACGGCAGCGGCUAUUAUGCCCGGGUGAACGGGAAGGACAAGAAUUGCGAGGUCGAGAUAUUGAAAUUGGACAUGGGGGCGGGCAUGAAGUACAGCACGUUGGCUUACAGCUCCCCCAAGGAGGCAGGCCAGGUUGGCGAGAUCGUGGCGAAGGCUGUCGCCGAGGGCUCGGAGACGGCCUCGGGGACGAUCUCCUGCGACGGCAAUAAGAUCACGCUGAGUGAGAAGGGCGUCGUUCUCGAGGUGGUCGACAGGGGCCACCUGAGAGAGUGGAAGUCGUCCGAGGGCGUGAAGUGGACCGAGUUCUACUUCUUCCUCGGCGCCAAGGGAUCCGGGUCGCUGGAAACCUGCGGCACACGGCGGUGGUUCGAGCGCGACCUGCCCACGGGCGGCACAACGGGCCUCUUCCUGCAGCACGCGCACCUCUUCUCCGUCGAGUGA
Molecule: messenger RNA, 555 nt
Organism: Prorocentrum cordatum
Lineage: Eukaryota; Dinophyceae; Prorocentrales; Prorocentraceae
Source: the annotation of a GenBank genome assembly